Molecule: messenger RNA, 4293 nt
Organism: Triticum aestivum (bread wheat)
Lineage: Eukaryota; Viridiplantae; Streptophyta; Magnoliopsida; Poales; Poaceae
Exons: 3
Coding region: 85-1287 (400 amino acids)
Molecular function (GO): protein binding
Source: RefSeq, a predicted model, not a curated record
UUCAGCUGGCCUAUCGAUUCUGCUCCUCUCCCACCGAAACCCUCCCCUCCGGAAAAUCCCCAAAACUUUGGUUUGCCAAAAAUCAUGGACGGAGAUCGACGGACGCCGGCGGCCGCGGCCGCAUCGGCGGCAUCGGUGCUUGACGACGACGAACUCCUCCGCGAGAUCCUCCUCCGCCUCGGCUUCCCCACCUGCCUCGUCCGCGCCGCCCUCGUCUCCAAGCGGUGGCUCCACCACGCCUCCGACCCGGCCUUCCUCCGCCGCUUCCGCGACCGCAACCCGCCCCGCCUCCUCGGCUUCUGCCUCUGCUUCUCCGGCCGGUACCGGUUCGUGCCGUUCCCGCAGCCCCCGGAGCUCGCCGCUCCCAUUCGCCGGGCGACCUCCUCCUGCACCGCCGCCUUCGCCCGCAGAAUCCUGCCAAUCAAGCACUGCCGGAACGGCCGCCUCAUAAUAGAGUUCUUCAACGACGGCAGAUUCGAUUACUCCCUGGCUCCGCUGCUCGCCGGGGAGCCCGUAGCCGUCCUCCCGACGACCCCGCUACCCCACCUUGACUGGGACACCACUCAAGGUAGAUUGGUUCAGAUGUUCCUGCCCGAGGAUGGGGGUCGCAACGGCAUCACCUUGCUGUAUCUCUGGGCGGUCCGGCGAAAAGUGUACGCCGAGGUGUACGUCCUGGGAUCCGGCGGAUGGGGCGUCCCUGCCACCGCGACAGAGAUAGAGCUCUCGUUUGACGCACACUUCCUUCAAAUUCUACCACCCAUCCAUGGCAAGGUCUUCGUGAUGACCGACUCUCGGUACGCCCUGGGUCUAGAUUUGGCAGCAGCGAGCUUCUUCACCCUUGAGCUCCCAGUUGGAGUGCGCCACAAUUACAAGCUCUCCUGUGCGGAGGAUUCCAGGCUCUAUCUUGUCAGUGCAGACGGGUUUCAGCUCAGUGUGUGGCUCCAUCUGAUGUCGGGCGACGGCAAUGGUGCUGGCUGGCUGCUGGUUGACACAUUUUGUGUCCGUGAGGCUGAGGCAUGCGCACGUCUUGUAAGGGACCGUUGGAUCCCUCCCAGUAAUUAUCUUGAUGUUGCUGCGGUCGGGGACAAUGCCGACUUUGUGUUCUUGGAUCAUACAGCAAGUGGCACUCUCUUUUAUGUUCAUCUGAGGAGCAGGGUAGUUGAGAAAGUCCAUCAGAGGGUGCCAGAAAAAUGCUAUGUACCUCCCCAAAUAGCUCUCUCUCCCAUUGUGAUGAUCUGGCCGCCUGUUUUCCCUGCACGAGAGGUAGGACAUGAUCAAGAGGAAUGACCCCCCUGUGUUUGAUCUUUGUAAUAUCUUCACCGGGUAUGACUUCUGUAAUAGAGAGGCAUGGUUCUUCCAUCCCACCCUUAUCUUCUCAAGGAAACACACAUCCAUAUUCCUCAUAUGGUGGUGGAUACCAGAGUGGUAGUACAACAAAGAAGAUUGAUAUCCCAAAUGGAAGAAAUCAUUAUCUUUCGAAAGAUUCAAGGACGUUCGAGGAGUGACCAGUACCAUUGAAGACUUUGCUGAGCGAGGCAAGCAACCUACUUUGAUCAUGUUGAACCCAUAUUUGCAUUACACUUAGAAUUAUUUUUCAUGCAUAAAGUAUUGUUUACUAGUAUUGCUAUUAAGUAAAUUAGCUAGGGUUUAGCUAUGCCCUAUGUGCUUGAUAUUGACACCCCUUUGACAUUCUUAUGCCAAGUAAAUUAGCUAGGGUUUAGCUAUGCUCUAUUUGCUUGAUAUCGACACCCUCCUUUGAUAAUACCCCUCCUUCCUAACCAUGUAGUGGUCACAGAUAAAUGUGGGUCAUAUGUGCAAGUUUAAUAGUAAUGCUUAGCCAUGCUAGUCGCAUAAAUCAUAGGACAUGCGAAGAAUCUUUGUUACUCAUAAAUGUUCUACACAAACCUAAGGGUGUCACUAAUGCCCAUGGUAUGGUCUGAAAAUAAGGUUAUAUAAAAUGGAGAUGAAGUGGAGAUUUAGUUAGGUGAUUGUGACUUUGACAAGAUAGUGAAAGAUGUUCGGUGGAUUAUAAAGAUUUAUGUAUAGUAAAUGAGCAUGGUGAUUAUUGUAUUGGCGGAUAAAUGGAUCUUCAAUAAACUUGAAGCAAUUUGGAUUUAGUUAGGCGAUUAUGAUCUUGAACCAAAUUUCAUGGUGGAUGAUAAGCUUUUGAUGCAUUUAUUUAGUUCAUUGUGAUCUUGAGGAGAUAGUCAAAGAUGUUUGGUGCAUUAAUUAAUCUUGGACAAUUUGGAUUUAGUUAGGUGAUUGUGAUAUUGAACCGUAUUUCAUGAUGAAUUAUGAGAUUUUAGGUGGAUUUAGUUACGUGAUUUAAUCUUGAGAAGAUAGUCUAAAUGUUCGGUUGAUUAUGAGAUUUUAGGUAUGGUAGAUGAGCAUGGUGAUUCUUAUACUAGUGGAUAAAUAGAUCUUUAAUUUUGUUUGGAUCAUUUAGGAUUUAGUUAGGUGAUUUAGAUCUUAAACCAAAUUUCACGGUGGAUUAUGAGGUUUUGGUUGGAUUUAGUUAGGUGAUUGUGAUCUUGACGAGCUAGUAAAAGAUGUUUGGUGGAUUAUGUGAAUUUAGGUCUAGUAGGUGAGCAUGGUGGUUAUUAUAUCGGUGAAUAAGUAAAUUUUUAACAAACUUAAGAAAAUUUGAAUUUAGUUAGGUGAUUUUGAUCUUGAACUAAAUUUCAUGGUGAAUUACAAUAUUUUAGAUGGAUUUAAUCAGUUGAUUGUGAUCCGGAGGAGAUACUCAAAGAUGUUCGAUGGAUUAAUUAUCCUUCAAUAAUUUGAAUUUCGUUAGCUAUUGUGAUAUUGAACUGAAUUUCAUGAUGAUUUAUGUGAUUUUAGAUGGAUUUAAUUAUGUUAUUAUGAUAUUGAGAAGAUGUCAAAGAUGUUUGGUGGAUUUUAAGAUUUUAGGUCUAGUAUGUGAGCAUGGGACUAUUAUAUUGGUGAAUAAACAUACCUCUAAUUUAGUUUGAAACAAUUUGAAUUUAGUUAGAUGAUUGCGAUCUUUUAACCAAAUUCAUGGCGGAUUUUGAUGUUUGGGUUGGAUUUAGUUAGGUGAUUGUGAUCUUGACGAGAUAGUCAAAGAUGCUCGAUGGAUUAUGUCAGAAUUUAUGUCUAGUGAGCACGGUGGUUAUUAUAUUGGUGGAUAAAUGGAUUUUUAGUAAACUUGUAGUAAUUUGGAUUUAGUUAGGCGAUUGUGAUCUUGAACCAAAUUUCAUGGUGAAUUAUGAGAUUUUAAAUGAAUUUAAUUAGUUGAUUGAGAUCUUGAGGAGAUAGUCCAAGAUGUUCGGUGGAUUAAUUAAUAUUUUUUGAACACAGUACAAGCGCAAGUGCUAUAUAAACGUGCAUACACUUACCUCUAUGAACGCACACACGCACACCCUAUCCCUAUGAGCACCUCCGAGAGACUAAGCCGGCAUAUCAUCUUGAGAUUUUAUGAAGUCAUCGUAGGCGUCUCGUAGUCGACAGGAACAAUUUGUAUUUAGUUUGAUGAUUUAUUUGAUUUUAGGUGGAUUUAGAUAGGUGAUUGAGUCUUGAGAAGAUAGUCAAAAUGUUCGGUGGAUUAUGAGAUUUUAGGUAUGGUAAAUGAGCAAGGUGAUUAUUAUAUUAGUAGAUAAACAAGUAUUUAAUUUAGUUUGGAUCAAUUUGGAUUUAGGUAGGGGAUUGUGAUCUUUUAACCUAAUUUUACAAUGGAUUACGAGAUUUUGGUUGGAUUUAGUUAGGUGCUUGUGAUCUUGACAAGGUAGUUAAAGAUGUUCGAUAGAUUAAUAUGUCUAGUAAGCGAGCAUGGUGGAUAUUACAUUUGUGCAUAAAUGGAUCUUUAAUAAGCCUUAAGAUAUUUGAAUUUAGUUAGGCGAUUGUGAUCUUGAACCAAAUUUCAUGAUGGAUUAUGAGAUUUUAGCUGGAUUUGAUUAGUUGAUUGCGAUUUUGAGGAGAUAGUAAAAGAUGUUCGAUGGAUUAAUUAAUCUUGAACAAUUUGAAUUUAGUUAGGUGAUUGUAGGGAUGGCACCCGCCGGGUUUGGGUACGGGUGGAGUUACCCCAUACCCUUACCCAUCCUCUUUGAGCUUACCCAUCACCCGUACCCAUACCCGCCAACGGGUAUAAUUUUUUCCCAUACCCAUCACCCUGCAGGGUAAAUGGGUACCCACGGGUAAAAAUACCCACGUGUGCACAUAUGAACUUGUGCAAGAAAUAAGCAUAAACGACAACAUAUCAACAUAAUUUAUAGACAUCAGCGCAUCGUAACAACAUCGCAUACUUAUAAACAACAACACAUCAUAAACGACAUCACA